Aphanomyces astaci is the source of this 958-nucleotide messenger RNA. RefSeq lists its product as hypothetical. The coding region runs from base 40 to 891 and encodes 283 amino acids. Gene Ontology annotation, cellular component: plasma membrane. The record is from RefSeq and is a predicted model, not a curated record. The transcript has a single exon. Lineage: Eukaryota; Oomycota; Saprolegniomycetes; Saprolegniales; Verrucalvaceae.
AUUUACCACUCAAACCCUCAAGUGCCAACAAUAUCAACGAUGCCAUGCACCUGUGUGGGCCUCUUAAGCCUCGUCAUGUCGGUGGUUGCCGUCGUCUUCUCCACCACAGCCGCCGGCUUGCCACUCUGGUCCAUGCUUGGUGUGUCGCCCAAGCGUGAAAUCGCCGCCGCAAGCUUUACAGCUGGUGUAUGGGGUUAUUGUACAGAGCUGUCAUAUGCCAACACAGGCACAACGACGGCGUCGUUGCAAACUACCGGUCCACUCUCUGGAACCCAUGGCCAAUGCUACCUCUACUAUACGUCGAACACCAAGGUGCGCGUGAAUCUGAACAACGACCUGAACAACACGAUCGUUCUCCCCAACCAAGGUAUCUGCGCUACGUUCAGCCAAGACAACAGCAGCAGUGCCCCGCGUUUAUUUUCGACCGUCGAAGGCAUCGAUCAAGCCGUCUUCGACGACUUUCUGACCAAAACCUGCGGAGUCAAAGGCAAGGUCACGUUGGCGUUCUCGAUGAUGAGUCCUGUGUUUGGCAUCAUGGGAACUCUCAUGAUCGCCCUUGGCGUGUGCUGUUCCAAGAACCGGUCGUGUCUGGUGUCUUUUGCACUGUUCAUGACGCUUCUCGCCGGCGUGUGGUCGCUUAUCGUGUGCAUCGUGUGGAGCCAGCAACAACCAAGUGGCAACGGCUUGAACUUUGCCUUGUCGUAUUACUUGGAGAUAGCCGCGCUCGUGUCGUAUGCGAUUGCAGUGUUCUUCGUGGCCGUGCACAUGACCCAAGGCACGUCGCACGGAAAGGCCAAGUCGUCGCAAGGUGGCACUGCAAAGUUGCAAGAAGCGUUGGAGAAGCACAAGAAGGUUGCCGCCGCUGGCAAGCAACCCACCCGGUUGGUAUAACCGCCUCCGUCAUCGGAGCCAUCGAUUCAUUUGAGUUAACUUCCAACACACGCACACUUUGAUCUUA